UUGACAAUGGCGACCUUUAUACAUGAUACGUAGAUCUCUGCGAUUUAUCCGCAAAGAAAGACAUCACCAGUUUACUAUACGUUUCAACUUCUGGUGGCUAUCGUCUGGUAUUGCGUGCGUGCGUGUGUGUAUGUAUGUGUUGCGUGCACAUUUCACGUCUGCAACACGCACAGAACACCAUUGCAGACGAGAGAUAGAGCAAUUGAUUUGCAGGAUAAAGCGUGACGCGCCAAUAUUCAGCACACUAUGUGUUCUUUUGUUUUUAGCAUGUCUGGAAUCCUGCUACAGAUGUUUCGUGAUGUGCAAAAAUAGCUUAGCGCUGUAAGUGUUUGGCAGACUAGAUGAAAACCAACUGGUGUGUGCUGGAUAGUAGUAGUUUUUUUGUUGUUCUGUUGCAGAGAGACUCUCUUCGGAUGUAGGCCUACGUUCGGGUCUCUAUUUUGUUCAAGGUGGACUGAAAAAAACCCCGAUGUAUUCACUUCAAAUAAUUAUCGAGAUCGCUUCUUCCAGGCUAGCCAGAGAUACAAAAUGAAUGCCUGCACUACAUAUUAACAGCGGUAAGAUAUUCUGCCAGGCGAUGCCGAGUGCCUCGGACUGCGAGGAUGUAAAUAAUAAACAAGAAAAACAUCUCCUGUAUCGACUGAGCAGUGACGAGAGCGCGCGGAGUGGAAGUGGAAACAGCACGCGCAGUGCCGUCUCUCACGGGCCAAAAGACCAUCUGUCCGUGCAGCACGUGAAGAAACAAGAGCAGACGAACAUGCAAGAGAAGGUGUCUCCCCGCAUUGACGUCACGGAUUACUAUCCGGACGGAGGGUGGGGAUGGGUGGUGGUGGCUGCGGCCACCCUGGUGCACGUUCUCUGCAGCGGUUUCCAUUUUGCGUUCGGAGCGCUCUUCCUUGAGAUUCAACAGGAAUUCAACACAAAAAAUAUUGAAACGGCAUGGCUCGGAAGCGUUGGUCUUGGAAUAUCUUUGUUCGUGACUCCGUUCAUCACAAUCAUAUGCCGCAGAAAGAGCCCUCGCCUCUACGCCGUGAUAGGAGGAUUGAUCUGUGCCCUUGGUUGCCUUUUCCUUGCCUUUUCAACCCAACCAGAACAACUCUUUAUAAGCCACUGUGUUGUUAUGUCGCUCGGGAGUGGCAUCACCAUUGCGACCGCAAAUAUCAUGGUGGGAAGGUACUUUCGGCGAAGGCGUGAAAUAGCGGAAAUGAUUCUCAUUGGUGGAACCGGUGUUGGAACUGCACUAAUGUCCGUGCUGUUUAAAACGUUAAUUAGCACCGUCCGUUGGAUGCAUGGACUGCAGUGUAUUGCUGGCCUUCUGAUUCUCACCAUCAUAGCAGGAGCACUUUACCGCUCAGCAUCGCUGUAUCAUCCGCGGCGAAAAGUAAUCCUUCAUUUGAAAACUCAGAAGAAAAACCGCCGCGACAGAGAAGCAGAGAAACCACCAUAUCUGGACUUCAGCGCGCUGAAGAUGCGCUCUUUGCAGGCUCUCCUGUUGAUAUCGGCAGUUAUAUCUCUGGGAAUUCACAUCCCUUUUGUCAUAAUGUUAAAGAGUGCGUGUACACACAAAAUCGUCGCAGACAAACUGCUAUUGCUCAAUGUGUAUCUGGGAACCGGGUUCAUCGUGGGCUGCUUUGCCUUUGGUUACAUCACAGUGAGAAACAGUAACGAGUGUUCAAUCUCCAGACGCCAUCUUUGUCAGUCGUCUUCGAUUCUGUGCGGAGUCUUCACAUUAUUGCUGAUCAUGGCGGAAGACAGUAACGCGCAUGCGUUGUAUGCGUGGGGCUAUGGAAUUUGCUGUGGUGCCUAUUACUACAGUUUUAAGAUGUAUCUGUAUGAACUAAUGAAAUCAAAACUUAUGGAAAGAGCCUGGAGUUAUGUUGCCGGUGCACAGUGUAUUCCUUUCCUUGUGGGUGCGCCAGUAUCAGCAUAUCUCUCAGAGGCAUAUAAGACAGAUGCAGCCGGAUACAUUUUUGCUGGUGUGGUCAUGCUUAUCGGAGGACUACUUUUUUACGCCAUGCCAUUCUUCGAAAGUCAUCCUUCCAAUCAGGAAGAACUACAAAAACAUGCCAACAAUUCCUCCGCGACGUCUGCGGAGGCUGCAGCGCUGCUGGAUCUUGACGCCACUGACAACGUGAACGCCAAACCACUCAACAAUGCUCAGUGUAACAUUCCGCAUUCCAAACUGAAACAGAAUGGUAAGGACGGAAACAAAAUCCAAAUGCAGUGUUACCUGCAGCACAAGGAACGAGAAAAACCAAAACAAAUUGUGUUGUCGAAAAUCGCCGAGGAGAGAGACAUCCAGCGCAAUUCGGAAAUGACGUCAAACAAUAAAUCGGAUAACAUCUCCAACAAAAAUGAGUUUUCAGAAACAAUAACCGACGGACCUUCGGACAGCACGUUCUCCAACAACACUGAGAAGUCUAGCAGUAAAGACAGUAAUUCUGUUAAAACGAACGAUAGUAAGAAAAGUAAAAAAACGGACAACGUUCGGGUUGACCUUUUUGACCCUCCAAGUCAGGAAAAGGAAUCCACAGCCACGGUUUCGUAUGAUAGCGACCUGUACAUUAACUUGUGUGAAGCGCAGGUUUGAUAAUGGAAGAUCGAAUGUUAACAUGUGUUUCGAGACUGGAUUACACAUUUUGACAUCUACAGAAACACACACACCUGCACACAUACAUAAUGUAAAUUGAUAACUUAUUAUUAUUUUUCUGGAAUGAGAGGUGUGGUGAUUUGUUUCAAACAUUCCGCUUUGGGAGAUAUUUUCGUAUUUCCUACAGAAUUUAUAAAUAAUGAUCAUACUUCUUUCCAUAAUCGUGAAAUGUUUUAAUAGCAAUGAUGAUUAAACAUGACGUAUAUAAAGAAA
Molecule: messenger RNA, 2863 nt
Organism: Gigantopelta aegis
Lineage: Eukaryota; Metazoa; Mollusca; Gastropoda; Neomphalida; Peltospiridae
Product: monocarboxylate transporter 13-like
Exons: 5
Coding region: 533-2590 (685 amino acids)
Biological process (GO): transmembrane transport
Molecular function (GO): monocarboxylic acid transmembrane transporter activity
Source: RefSeq, a predicted model, not a curated record